Messenger RNA from Callorhinchus milii (elephant shark), 2253 nucleotides. It is a transcript of the gene rlbp1a, whose product is annotated as retinaldehyde binding protein 1a. Gene Ontology annotation, cellular component: membrane. The record is from RefSeq and is a predicted model, not a curated record. NCBI's taxonomy places the organism in Eukaryota, Metazoa, Chordata, Chondrichthyes, Chimaeriformes, Callorhinchidae. Gene Ontology annotation, molecular function: phosphatidylinositol bisphosphate binding. The transcript is spliced from 8 exons. Bases 205 to 1137 code for a protein of 310 amino acids.
AUCUACAUCAACUGACCCUACAAAGCCUGGUGCUCUGCCUCCCUGCUUUCCACUUGUCUCUGACCUGCUCAAGUGAUUGCAAAACCAGCUAACUGUUCCCUGUGGAUCUCUGCUCACCUCAGGCCGGCUCCUGGACUAUCCCGUCACGCUCCCCUCCGCCUGACACAGACGUUGCAUCCAAGAUUUUACAAGGAGACAUCGAAGAUGGAUAUGAUACCCGGAACCUUCCGUAAUGUCUCGGAGGAGGAGCAGGCACUCCGCAACAAACUUGAGCACCUCACCACCAGUGACCACGGCCCCGUGUUUGGCAAGUGUCAGAGCCUCCCAGCACACACCGUGCAGAAGGCAAAGGAUGAGCUGAACGAGGUGGUGGAGAUGCGGGCAAACUAUGUGCAGGAGCUGCGCAAUCUGGUGCAGGAGAGCGGUGACCCCGCAAUGCAGAAAAGCCGAGACAAAGACGAUGGCUUUUUCCUGCGCUUCAUCAGAGCCCGGAAAUUCGACGUGGGCCGAGCUUUCGACCUGUUGAAAGGCUACCUGCGGUUCCGUGACGUCUAUCCCGAGCUGUUUGAGAAGCUGACGCCGGAGGCCGUGCGCAGCACUAUCGAGGCGGGUUACCCUGGCGUGCUGACCAGCCGUGACAAGCAUGGCCGUGUGGUGCUGCUCUUCAACAUCGAGAACUGGGACUACGAGGAGAUCACAUUUGAUGAGAUCCUUCGUGCUUACUGCGUUAUCCUGGAGAAGCUUCUAGAAAAUGAGGAGACGCAGAUCAAUGGAUUCUGUAUCAUUGAGAACUUUAAGGGAUUCACAGUCCAGCAGGCGUCCGGCAUCAAAGCUUCUGAGCUCAGGAAAAUGGUGGAUAUGCUGCAGGACUCAUUCCCAGCCCGCUUUAAAGCGGUUCAUUUCAUCCAUCAACCAUGGUACUUCACCACCACCUACAACAUGGUCAAACCUUUCCUCAAGAGUAAGCUAUUGGAGCGGGUCCACAUUCACGGUGACGAGCUGGAGCCGUUCUUCACCGAGAUUAGCUCCGACAUCCUGCCCUCGGACUUCGGGGGCUCGCUCCCCAAAUACAAUGGCAAAGACAUUGCCGACAAGCUCUUCGGCCCCAGCACGGACUCAGAAGACACAGCACUUUAACUGGAGGUGGAAGAGAUAGCCUUAUGUGGUGGUGGGGUGGGGGUGUUAUUUAGAGAUUAGCUUAAUGUCAGUCAAUGUCACACACUGGAGGUCACCAAUUCCCGCGGCACUUUACUGGGUGGAUUGGAAUUGUCUGACGUCCCGAGUGCAGCCCCUGUGGUGACUGAGUUUCUGUGUUAGUAUAAAUAUUGAUGGUUUAGGUUGUCUAUUGCCCACAGGCAAUGUUUGCAGACUGCACUGAGCUAAAACAACAACUUGCAUUUAUAUAGUGCCUCUCACACAGGGUCAGGUCCCAAUUGUUUAAACUAAUAGCGCACAACGUGUCCCCAUGGACAGCAUCGUUUAGAAGCCGUCAGAGCCGAGGGUGAGGGUAACUUUGUGUAACUGGGGCUGGUGUAGUCCAAUCCAGCAGCGAACUCAGUGUGGAGGCUACUUCCUAUUCGGGGCAGGUCAGUGAGAGGGUUGGACCCCAUUCUGUGUCACCUCCGUCUGUGAAAGCGACUUCGGUCACCAAUAAAUGUUGGUUAUUGGGAGAAAAGUGUUUGAGCGGCAAAUUCUUUCCAGUCUUGAUAAUGACAUGUUAGAGUCCGGCGGGGAGCUGGGACCCUGCUUUAAGGGGCAUUUGAAUUUGUGUUGGGUUUUCCUGGCAGCUGAGAUUUCCAGUAAGAAAAUUCACUGGAUUGGUGACUGUCAGGGAAUGACCGGGAUGCCACUGACGUUAUAAUAUUGGCAGCCACUUGGGGGCGCUGCAAUGCUGCUCAGGGCGGCUGAGAGGCCAGUGAGCAGUUUAUUGGGGAAACCUCUACAUCUGCCCCCAGACAGCAGCAACCGCAACCCAGAGAUGGAGGCAGUAAAUACAUCUGAAUUGACCCCUCACUCACCAUAAAUCACUGCAGCAAUCUCCAGCUCCAGUGCACUGAGUACUGCUGGUGUGGGAGCCGCAGGGGAGGAGAAACACCUGAGCUAUCUCUGCCCUGAAAACAGACCAGGCUCGGCUGGUGAGAUGUCCAGAGACGAAUGAAAGAUUUUUGUACAUUUUCGGUUAGCAUGGAGUGGGCGACGGCAGCAGAAUAAACGGCUGUGACGGGUUAAUGCCUGAUGCAGAUAUCACCAGUA